AUGAAGCUUUCCCUCAUUGUCCUCCCGGCCUUGAGCGCCGUCGCUUUCGCCGCCCCAGCUCCCACGAAAGUGGACAAGAGCUGUGCUCACCAAAAGCCAUACAAGCACUACCCUGACAACUACUACGGAUGUCAGGAGUACAACAAGGAUGAGUGGGCUUACAAGGCCAAGUGCAUUUGGUACAAGCCGGAUCUGAAGCACUGCAAGCCUGAUAAGGUUGACAAGUACGAAAAGGCCAACAAGGAUCGCAAGGAGAAGGAGGACAAGGAUCGCAAGGAGAAGGAGGACAAGGAUCGCAAGGAGAAGGAGGACAAGGAUCGCAAGGAGAAGGAUCGCAAGGAGAAGAAGGACAAGGAUCGCAAGGAGAAGGAGGACAAGGAUCGCAAGGAGAAGGAAGAGAAGGAUCGCAAGGAGAAGGAAGACAAAGAUCGCAAGGAGAAGGAAGACAAAGAUCGCAAGGAGAAGGAGGACAAGGACAAGUGGGAGAAGGAGCAGAAAAAGAACUCCUGGCUCUGCAAGACCAUGAAGAAGAAUUGUCAUUAAGCGUUCAACAACGGUUGAGUGUUUCUGCUGCUCCAGCUGGAAAGUGGUCGGCACCACACUCCCUUGUUUGAAGUCAGCUUCCUUCCGGGCAUGACUUUAUGUCCAUGGCAAUGGUUAUGAGGUUCGAAAAAAUUCGCUCAACAAAGAUGAUGACGAUGCUCCUGGUUUAAAUCUAGUCUUUAAUGUAAUCAGCGU
Molecule: messenger RNA, 738 nt
Organism: Didymella exigua CBS 183.55
Lineage: Eukaryota; Fungi; Ascomycota; Dothideomycetes; Pleosporales; Didymellaceae
Exons: 3
Coding region: 1-543 (180 amino acids)
Source: RefSeq, a predicted model, not a curated record